UUGUACGUAAAGAACGAAUAUUUAAAGUUUCAACAUGGAAAACAAGCAUAGAGAAGCGAUCAUUUCCCGCAUGGAUGCAUUAAUCCAUUGUACAAAUUAUGAAGCUUUGUGCAAUGAGUGCAUACAACGAAAUAUGCUUUCACGCGAUAUGGUUUUAAGGAUUGAGAGCCUCGAGUCCGAUGCGGAGACUAGACACAAAAGGCUGUUUGAAAAAAUUACCAAACGUGGCCCGAAGGCAUUUGAUAUCCUGCUCGACAUUUGCCGACGACAAUUCCCACCAGCAUAUACUGAGUUGCAGCGUGGAUUCAUGCCUCCCUUCCGCCGAAUGGAAUCAAACGAUGCUAAAAUGAAUUCAACCCUUAACCCAAACCGUGUGCGCCCAGUCACCCCGAAUGAAGCCGUCGAACUUGCUACAACCCGUUGCUCGGAAGAAUCUGCUAACAAAGAGAACAACAACGCAGCUGCAGCGAGCGAGCGUGUCACAGGAAGUAACUCAGAGUUAAGUGUACAUGAAAGAAUUCCCCCGCCGUUUAUAGUUAAGCAAUCGAGUGGACCUCCAUCAACACAGCCGUGGGUUACAACGUACCCAAUGGCAAACCGGAACAAAGGCGUUGCAUUCAUAUUAAAUAUGAUAAGCUUCGUCAACGAUACCCUCCCCGAAAGGAAGGGAGCAACAGUUGACGGAAAGAACUUAAUAUCCCUAUUUCAACAAUUGGGAUUUCAAGUAUUUUACAACGAAAACGUUACUUUGGCGAAAUAUAAGGAAUUGGUUGCCAAGCUAAAGUCUUCGAACCAUCUACCGUGCGACUGUUUCGUAUUUUACAUUCUUUCCCACGGCAAAAGACACGAGGAUAAAGACAGCGACUAUAUCUUUCUAUACGACACCUCCCUGCUGCGGAUUCAGGACAUAUUGGUAGAAUUCAGUGCACAGGAAUGUAAAAAACUGAUCGAUAAACCGAAAUUAUUCUUUUUCUCCGUCUGUCGAGGUGAAAAUUCAGACCUUGGUUCCCAUCGUCUAGCAAGGAUGACUGAACGUGACGGUGUUAUGUUAAAUCGUAGGGAAAUGGUACCGAUCAAUACCCCCACGUACUGCGACAUGCUGUUGUGUUACGCAACAGUACCCGGAUUUGCUGCACUUCGCGAUCCAAGCACUGGGUCUUGGUUUGUGGAGAGUAUGUGCAGAGUUUGGGCAAAGCAUGCACACGAAAUGGAUGUGGAGACAAUGAUGAAACUGGUGGGAAAAGAUACGGCUUCAAAUCGAACGAAUGCAUUAGAAUUGCAGACAAUCAGUACCGAGCAAAGGGGCUUUUUCCACCAUCUGUAUCUCAACCCUGGGUACUACGCCGACUCCCAAGAUAAACUUGCGGCGAUCAACGUGGCGCGUUUCAAAAGUCUGAAGUCUGUGGUGAAGCUUUCAAGGGGACCUACAAAAACACAACCAUCGGUAACAACCUAUCCAAUGACGAGCCGAAAUAGGGGAGUUGCAUUUAUCGUGAACAUAAUAUCCUUCGUAAACAAGGACUAUACCGAAAGAAGAGGAGCGAAAAUCGAUGGACAAAACUUGAUUUCCCUUUUUCAGCAACUGGGAUUUAAAGUAUUUUACUAUGAAACCCUUACGAAGGCGCAAUAUAAAGCAUUGAUGGCACAGCUAAAGACAUCGAAUUAUUUAUCGUGCGAUUGUUUCGUAUUCUACAUUCUUUCGCAUGGCUUAAGGGAGGAAAAGACCAACCGCGACCUUAUUGCUUUUCAUGACUGUUCCCAUCUGGCGGUUCAGGACAUAUUGGCAGAAUUCAGCACGAAAAACUGUACUAAACUGAUCGGAAAACCGAAACUUUUCUUUUUCUCCGUCUGUCGUGGGAACGAUGCGGACUUUGGCUUUGAUCUAUCAAGAACGACUGAACAUGAUGGCGCCCGUCUUAAAGCUAGUGAUCCAGUAUCGGUUAAUAUUCCCACGUUCUGCGAUAUGAUGUUGUGUUACGCAACAGUGCCCGGAUUUGCUGCACUUCGCGAUUCAAACACUGGAUCUUGGUUUGUGGAGAGUAUGUGCAAAGUUUGGGCAGAGUAUGCCCACGAAAUGGAUGUGGAGACAAUGAUGAAACUUGUUGGAAAAGUUACGGCUACAAAUCGCACGAAUGCAUUAGAAUUACAGACUAUCUGUACCGAGCAAUGGGGGUUUUUCCAUCAACUGUUUCUCAAUCCCGGAUACUACGAGUUCGCACAAGAUGAACGGUCCUAAU
Molecule: messenger RNA, 2237 nt
Organism: Anopheles coustani
Lineage: Eukaryota; Metazoa; Arthropoda; Insecta; Diptera; Culicidae
Product: caspase Dronc-like
Exons: 8
Coding region: 35-2236 (733 amino acids)
Biological process (GO): proteolysis; regulation of apoptotic process
Molecular function (GO): cysteine-type endopeptidase activity
Source: RefSeq, a predicted model, not a curated record